Molecule: messenger RNA, 669 nt
Organism: Musa acuminata AAA Group (dessert banana)
Lineage: Eukaryota; Viridiplantae; Streptophyta; Magnoliopsida; Zingiberales; Musaceae
Exons: 1
Coding region: 147-491 (114 amino acids)
Source: RefSeq, a predicted model, not a curated record
GACCUGACUCGUGGUCCAAGAGUUAACUUGGUACGGUCUGCCUCGAUAGGCCCGAAACACGGCAUCGUUCGAACAAAACCCGACUCGGUCCGAACCGGCUCCAGGCGGCCUUUUCGAGAGAGCCCAAAAGGGCGGCAGCGGCACCAAUGGAGGACGACGGCGACGACUGGUUGGCCGCCGACAAGCUCGAGCACCUCCUCGCCUGCUUCGCCAUCGCCAUCCUCGUCGCCGCCCUCGCUGGCCGGAGCCGCCACGCCUUCCUCCGUCGGCGGAGCGUCGCCCUCGGCUCCAUCGCGGCCCUUGUCGCCGGGGCUGGCAAGGAGGCCGGGGACGAGAUCGGAUUCUGGCAUUCCGCCGGCGCCUCCUCCAAGGACGCUGCGGCUGACGUCCUGGGCGUGCUUCUGGCCGCCGUCUUCUUCUCCAUCUCCAGGAGGUUCUGGCCCUCCUCCCGACGCGAGAUCGAAGUGGCUGCAGAGGAUUCGAUUGUCUAGAUCCGACCAGACUUCUACAAACCCUAAACAUUUCGACAUAUUUCACAAGAAUAUCUACCUACCUUCUCUCCUCUCCAAGCCAAGAAGCCCUGGUAAAGUUCUUCCGUUAAUAUCAUUAUUGAACGCCUUCUUUCUCUGCUUUAUAUAAUUUCUUCUAAUAUAUAUUUUGAAUUUUCUU